Molecule: messenger RNA, 1455 nt
Organism: Talaromyces marneffei
Lineage: Eukaryota; Fungi; Ascomycota; Eurotiomycetes; Eurotiales; Trichocomaceae
Exons: 2
Coding region: 1-1455 (484 amino acids)
Molecular function (GO): N-acetyltransferase activity
Source: RefSeq, a predicted model, not a curated record
AUGAAGGAUAAAGACUCAUUCAAGAAGCUACGCUUCACCGGCCAUAUCGAAAGGUAUUUGAUAGCUAAGCACUCCUUGGGCUUCUACAAUAAUGUGGCCGUCAGCGUAUUCUAUACGAAUCGCUCACCACUUGAUGUUCAGCAUCUUCAGUCCUUCAUAUACAGAGCAUUAAAGGAAGUCAUCGCCGACCACCCUGCUUUGGGGGUCAAUAUCAAAGAUGAUGAUAAAUCUCGACCAUACUAUGUGCAACUACCGACGAUCGAUCUCUCAAAAACAGUCACGUUCAUUCCUUCCGUCGCAAUUCCAAAUCCUUUAGAUCCGGAGGGUGUCAAAAAUUUAGAUUUGUUGCUGGAAGAACAGCAUAAUCGUAACUUCAAAGAUCAAGCAUCCCAGGAUCCUCUCUGGAGGUUGUUGAUUGUUCACGAACCUGUGGAAAGCUCACGAUUUGUCGCUUGCUUUGUCUACCAUCACGGAAUAUGCGAUGGGACAUCUGGACUUGUCUUCCAUCAACAUCUGCACAGAAAACUAAAUCAAAUCCCGAUCAGUGAUACAGACCAAGAGGCGGAUGCGAUAGUAGCAACAUCCUCAAAAGCAUUUCUUCCCGCACUUGAAGACCUGCACCCGCUGCCACUUUCUACACGAUUCCUUCUCAAGGCAAUCUUGAAAGAGCAUCUAGUCAGUGAGAAGUCUAAGCGCCACAUAUGGACAGCGGCACCGAUAACAAGCGACCCAUCAAAACGAAGAUGUCGAUAUCGGUCAGUUCGUUUCUCGCAAGAGACUACUUCUCAGCUUCUAGCAGCUUGUCGGGCACAGUCUACUUCUCUCACUGCGGCUGUGCAAACAAUAUUCGCUUCAUCGCUGUUCGUUCAUCUCCCUUCCAGCCAAUUUUCGAGUUUGUACUGUGAUGGUGCCAUGUCAUUCACGAGGUGGUUACCGGUUGAUCUUGUUGAUAAAGAUAGUAUCGGAACUUGGGUUUCUCAAUAUAACUUUGAACAUCGGUUCGUUUCCAUGGAUAGCUCGUCCCAAAGCGACGCUAUCAAACUAUUUUCAUGGGAAGAAGCAAGAAAAGUGAAAGCGACGAUCCAAAAAGAGAUCGAUAAUGAGGGCAAGAACAGUGCCGUCAGCUUAUUGAAAUUCGCCGGUAACAUGCACAAAUUUUCCAAACAGAAAAUCGGUAAGCCGAGGGCUGCGAGCUUUGAGAUUUCCAAUAUUGGUAUCUUUGGACAUAAACAUCAAGAAGACGGUGAAGAAAGUAGCUGGACGGUUGGAAGAGUUGUAUUCAGUCAAAGCGUGGAUGUUGUUGGAGCGGCAAUUGAGGUUUCACUUGUCACUGGCAAUGAUGGAUCUCUUAAUAUUGGGUUUUCUUGGUUGGAUGGAAUUGUCGAGGGGUCUAUAAUUGAACAGGCGAUGGGCACUUUUGAGCGGACUGUAGAAGAGCUUGUUUCAAGAACAUGA